CUGAUGACGCCUAUGACCCCUUCGAUUGCGAAAAGAUGCAACAGGUGAGGGAGAAAAUUAUUUGUCUUAGCGUAUGCGUGGCCAAGAAGUUUGAUACCAUCGAUGAGAAUGGCAAACUAAAACGUGAUGUUAUUCUAGCAGAAAUGCGCAAGCAAAUCGGUGACGUACAAUGGAAGAAAAACGCUGUGGAAGGCUAUGUUGACAAAUGUCUGGCUGAGGUAAAAGUACGGCAUGAGCAACGCGAGAAGGAAGGCAGACUGGGUCAGGGUUGCAGUCGUAAUCCAUUGACCUUCCAAAACUGUAUGUGGCGUGAAUUCUGGAACGGUUGCCCGGCAGAAUUGCAAGUCGACUCGCCAAAAUGUAAUAAAUUGCGUGAACGCACUACGGCUGGUAAUACACGAUUCUUCGGUAAACAUUUAAUCUACAAAUACUAUCCCAGCCCAUAUGAUGGUGAGGGUGUGGGUGGUAUAUGAGUAGGGUAUAACGAUAUGCAUAUAAAAAUUUUUUCAAUUGAAAAGAAUUUAGUGUUAUUGAAAAACGGCAAAUAAAUCAAAUGAAAGCAAUUAAAAAGUGUAA
This is a messenger RNA of Rhagoletis zephyria (snowberry fruit fly), 576 nucleotides long. RefSeq lists its product as uncharacterized. NCBI's taxonomy places the organism in Eukaryota, Metazoa, Arthropoda, Insecta, Diptera, Tephritidae. The record is from RefSeq and is a predicted model, not a curated record. Gene Ontology annotation, molecular function: odorant binding.